Molecule: messenger RNA, 1413 nt
Organism: Pyricularia oryzae 70-15
Lineage: Eukaryota; Fungi; Ascomycota; Sordariomycetes; Magnaporthales; Pyriculariaceae
Exons: 2
Coding region: 1-1413 (470 amino acids)
Source: RefSeq, a predicted model, not a curated record
AUGCCGUAUGACGAGCCGAUGGCCUCGAGGCCAGCCUCAAAUGCAUGUGCCGUCGACGGGUUCGACUGCUUCAUCGGCGUCGAGUUCGAAUACCUGGUCCCUUAUAUACCCCCCGGAAAGGCAGACCCGGACCCAGUCGACAAGAGGUACGUGGUUAUGGACGACGUCGAGACGAGAAACGGCGAGAGUGAAAUGACCAGAGAACUCGCAGCUGCUCUGGCCAACACGAGGCUGCACCGAGACUUUCGAGAGGCAGGGCUGCCGGCGGUGGUGGACUCGAUAGUGAAUUCCAAGAUCAAGGAGAUGGAGGACGACGACGAGAUAGAGGCAAAGAGGAACAGGUACUUUGCCAAGCAGGCCGCCGAGCAGGGCGUCCCGAUCCCACGCGACGGCUCGGCCGUGGAGCACCGGUUCUGGCGGCUCAACACGGACUUGAGCGUCAAGCACGACAAGAACAACACGGACUGCAUGGGCCGGGAGCGCUACCUCUGGGCCCUCCCGCACCAGAGCAUGGGCUUCGACGAGAAGCUGGGCCUGGAGCUCGCGAGCCCCGUGCUGCGGGCCAGCGAGGCGGCCGACGCCAUCUCGGCCGCGCUGCACACGCUGCGCCGCAACCUGCGGUUCGUGGUGCCGCGCUCCGCCGGCCUCCACGUGCACCUCUCGAGCCUCGAGGGCGGCGUGGACCUGCUCACGGUCAAGAAGAUGGUCUCGCUGGUGCUGCUGUGCGAGGGCGUCAUCUACACCAUGGCGAACCCGUGGCGGCUCAAGAGCAAGUUCUCGGCGAGCGUCAUGUCGGCCCUCGUGACCGCCCAAGAAGACCGCGAAACACGCAGCAGGACCCUGGGCGAGACUGGGCGCGAGCUGGCCGUCAUCGAGGCGGACCGCAACAGCCGCCUCGAGACCAUGCACGAGCACCUGCCCUGGCCGCUGCGGCCGUCGGAGAAGCGGCACGACGCCCUCGAGACCCUGUGGACGUGCGCCGGGCACGACGAGCUGAGGAUGCUGCACAGCGGCAUGGCGGUCAAGCGCAAGGCCGACCGGCCGACCGAGGAGGACCCGGACGCCGGGCUGUACACCAUCGAGAUGCGGCAGUUUGAAGGCACGGUGGACCCGGACACGACGUGUGCGUGGGUGAGGUUCUGCGCGGCGCUGUUCCGCAUCGCAUCCACCGGCGACGCCGCGAGCUACAAGGCCAAGAUGACGGAGCUGAACAACCUCUUGUCGCAUAGGUACGACAACCCGGCGAGCGCCUUCACCAUGUACACGUGCAAGCUUGAGGCCUUUAUGCAGGCGAUUGGUCUUGCCGACGCUGCCCAGUUUUGGAGGAGGAAGUCGGAUCGGGACAAGGUCAUACCCACCCUGUCCCAAACCUGCAUGACCCCUACUAGGCUGAUACCACCGCUGAUAUGGUAG